Molecule: messenger RNA, 5872 nt
Organism: Exaiptasia diaphana
Lineage: Eukaryota; Metazoa; Cnidaria; Anthozoa; Actiniaria; Aiptasiidae
Exons: 30
Coding region: 316-5628 (1770 amino acids)
Biological process (GO): epithelial cilium movement involved in determination of left/right asymmetry
Cellular component (GO): ciliary basal body; centrosome
Molecular function (GO): protein binding
Source: RefSeq, a predicted model, not a curated record
UAUUUUUCCAAAAUGAAAUGAAAUGGCCAAGGGCCUAGAAUAUGGUCUAUUUUAAGAUGCUUUUAAAAGAAAGAAAGAAGAAGAAGAAAAGAAUGUGACGAAAAGAAAAAUUAACACCAGAACGAGGCUGCAGUAAUUUCGCGCCAAAACUUCAAUAUUGAGCCAACAAUAAAAAGUCAGCGGCUAACCGAAGAAGAGAAAAAUGGCGGCCAAGAUGUUUGUUUGUAAAGUUUUUCACGUUUUCUAAUCAAAAGCUAUCUUGAAAUUGUGUUUGGUGCUUAUAUGCGCACUUAUAACUAAAUCAAAGCCUUCUUCAUGGAUGAUAAAGAACUCAGUGCGGAUGACCUUCGAGAAAAGCUCUUUCAUACCUUUCAAAGUCGAGGCGUCCUCGAAUCACUCAAGUCUCAGCUUAGGAAUCGUCUAGUGAAUGAGCUACAACAAACAGCAAAAGCAAAUCUUGCAAAUGGCAAGAAGAAAAUUCCCGAGGAGCCAUUGCUGUUUUAUCAUGCGGCCAAUAGUUUAGUGGUGGACCAUCUAGAGAAAUGUAACUUUGAUUACACGUUGUCUGUUUUCCUACCUGAAUGUGGAACAUCAAGAGAUAAGAUAUAUACAGUGAAGGAUCUUUUGCAUUUGCUUAAAGUUGAUCAAGAUUCUCAAUUGUAUAAGUCCUUGGAAAGCUCCUUAUCCAGUAAAAUUAACUCUAAAAGUUUCUUAUGGGAAAUAGUUUCCCAGUUUUCUUCRUUAUGUGGACACAAUAAGCAAAGCUCAGCAGUUCAAACAGAUGAUUGUCAUUCUGUCAAGUCGCCUUCUGUUGCUGAAAAGCUAAAGUUUGUUGAUAAGACAUUCUUYGGCCAAGCAGAACGAGACAAUGAAACAUGGAGUUUACAAUCAGAACAAAAGAUUAUGGAYUUCCAGAAAAAGUGUGAAGAAAGAAAGAAGGCUGAGCUUUCUGCAGAGAUACAAGAACAAGAAGCAUAUGAUCAAAGACAGAAGAUCCUUGARGACAUGCAGGCUGUUAAAGAUAGAGAGGGUGACUUAAAAAGAAAACAGGAAUUGCAAGAAAGAUCUCUAAAACUUGAGGAAGAGAAAAUUAAAGUUGAUGCUGAAAAGCUUAAAGAAAAAGAGAUGGGACUACGAGAACAAGAGUCAAGAAUGCAACAAAAAAUAGAGGAUGAAAUACAAAGGUUUAAACUCCAGCACCAAGAAAAUUAUCAAAAGAAACUACACGAAUUGGAAUUACGAGAAGUUCAGUUUCAACAAGACAAGCAAAACUUUGAUGAUGUUAAAGAGCAAUACAAAGGGUAUUAUAAUGAGCUUGAGGAGAAGAAGGAACAACUAAGAAAACUUCAGAGUCAGUUAGAAGCUUCCAAGUACAAUAUAGCUAACCUCCAGCAACAAAAAGACGCCCUUUUGCAUAAGCUAGACGAGGUUAAAGAUUAUAGUACCAUUCGAAAAAAUGAAAACGCACUGCAGAUGGAGAAGGCAGAGCUUCAAAGACUUCUUGAAGAUGAGCGUAGCAAAGAGAAAGCGUACAAGACCACAAUAAAAGAAUUAAAGGAUAAAAAUUCAAAACCAUCCACUGAACUGGUUUCUGUUCGUAAUGAGUUGAAGAAUCUCAAAGAAGAUGCCCAAAACAAAGACAAAUUGUCAAAGGAAAGGCAAAAGAAACUGGAAGUGCGACUUCAACAAGAGAACCAYCGUUGUAAGGAAUUUCAAAGACUGUAUGAAGAAGGCCAUAUGAAACUGAAAGAAAUGGAGCGAGAAUCGGAAGACCUUCGAGCUGCUUUACACCACACGCAGACUUUGCUGAGAAUGGAACUUGAACGAAGGAGGUUCAGCGAGGCUUCUGUCUCAGAUGUAUCACUGUCAAGCCCACCUCCUGAACCAAACACAAAUACUGUAGAAUAUGCAGCGCGGCCAAGACAGAACUCUGAUAGGAAUGGUGCAGAGAUGAAUGAUACUAAAACCACACAGGAACUCAUUGCAAACUCCAAAGAAGUGUUUGAUAAACUAGAAAAAGAUGCAAAGGAUUUGGAGGAAUCGUAUCGACGUUUCCAGUCUCGCAUGAAGAACACAGGUCUGGACCAGUUUACAAGUGUACCACCGGUAUCAUUAGAAAAGCACCCUACUCUCCCAACACCUGGCAACACUGUAGGAGCACAGCCUCUAUUGGCAGUGGCCUCGAAACAGGACAAAGCUAAUUCGCAAGACAAUUUUGUUCCGUUGUCAUGGGUACCAGCUAGUGAUAACAAAGGUCACGAUGUUCCUAUUCCAUAUUUGGCAAGUGGUCACGUGAGCAGCUCCUUGGAUCCCCAACAGUUUACACAAUCAGUGUUGCUAAGAGACGACACGACGCACGGUGGCAGUGGUACACGGUUUUAUUCCUUACCAUCUUUUGGUGUCUCUGAUCUUACCCAGAAUACAACAGCACCAAGAUACUUUGGUUUAUCGACGAUCAACAAGCGACCACCAAACAACACCGUCAAUGUUAGUGAUUUAAUCGCUAAACCCGGUUCACCUUCAGUGAUAUCAGCUCCAAUAGACCAUUCCUCAAUACCAAGUACCAUUACAGACACCAGUAAACCCUACAAGAACACUGGUUAUUCCUCUGGAGAAAUGACGAGACGUCCUCUGUCGAGCACCAUUGGCCGUGGAAAUGAAGGCAGUGGGAUGUCGUCACGUGAAACGGGCUUUCUGACGUCAUCUGAUGUACAAAAAGGCAGUGCYCAAGCCUCGCAUGUUCCUGUGAUCGACGGGAGUGUUUUUCACGGGAGAAAAAGUGAUACUGAAAGUGAAAACGAGUCUCAUCGAAGCAGUGAUGCGUCUUURAGUGCAGGGUAUCUGUCCUUGGGUACCUUAAACAAACCCGAUAGAACUUCAGAUGGCAAACAACUAAAAAAACACGUUGAUACAACUCAACAUGAUAAUCAAGAAAAUACAAAAAAUGAUUCUGCGGGUAGAAUAUCUCUAGAUACUGCAUGGGGCGGUACAACAGAUUAUGAAAAUAUUGAAAGACAGCAAAGCCUUGGCGGGGAAUCUAUKAAAUCGGAUCAUUCAUCUCCAGAACAGGUUCAACGGCCACCAAUUACUUUAGAUUCUGCAUGGAAGAACAACUCCAAAGUAAAGACCGAUGAURAUUUCGCUGCGAGUAAAGAGCGUGAUUUAUUGCGUGAGAAAAGUGAACUUGAAGAGCGUAAUAAAUUACGCGAGCACGAAGAACGUGAACGUCAAACCCGUGAACGUAAGGAACGCGAGAUACGUGAACUAGAACUCGAGAAAAUUCGUGAGCGUGAACAACKCGAAUGGGAAGAAGAACARCGUAAACGCGAAGAACUGAGGCGUCAACGCGAAGAAGAAGCGUGGGAACGUGAACAACGWGAACUUGCGGAAUUACAACGUAAGCAAGAAUYACAAGAACGUGAAAACGCAAAACAAGGAGUARWAGAAGAGAGCACUGMSAAGCGGGAAGUAGUACAGGAAGACAAAGCUGAAACAGAACAACAAGAAGRUGUUAAAAAAGAUCCCGACAUUGAUCCAGUGAUGUUGCAAUAUAUGCAAAUGAUUCAAUCGAAGAGAGAAGAAGAACAGAAGGUACCUGAAACAGUCUCCUUCACGAUUCCAAGCGCCAUCUCANUGAAACUGAAAGAAAUGGAGCGAGAAUCGGAAGACCUUCGAGCUGCUUUACACCACACGCAGACUUUGCUGAGAAUGGAACUUGAACGAAGGAGGUUCAGCGAGGCUUCUGUCUCAGAUGUAUCACUGUCAAGCCCACCUCCUGAACCAAGCACGAAUACUGUAGAAUAUGCAGCGCGGCCAAGACAGAACUCUGAUAGGAAUGGUGCAGAGAUGAAUGAUACUAAAACCACACAGGAACUUAUUGCAAACUCCAAAGAAGUGUUUGAUAAACUAGAAAAAGAUGCAAAGGAUUUGGAGGAAUCGUAUCGACGUUUCCAGUCUCGCAUGAAGAACACAGGUCUGGACCAGUUCACAAGUGUACCACCGGUAUCAUUAGAAAAGCACCCUACUCUCCCAACACCUGGCAACACUGUAGGAGCACAGCCUCUAUUGGCAGUGGCCUCGAAACAGGACAAAGCUAAUUCGCAAGACAAUUUUGUUCCGUUGUCAUGGGUACCAGCUAGUGAUAACAAAGGUCACGAUGUUCCUAUUCCAUAUUUGGCAAGUGGUCACGUGAGCAGCUCCUUGGAUCCCCAACAGUUUACACAAUCAGUGUUGCUAAGAGACGACACGACGCACGGUGGCAGUGGUACACGGUUUUAUUCCUUACCAUCUUUUGGUGUCUCUGAUCUUACCCAGAAUACAACAGCACCAAGAUACUUUGGUUUAUCGACGAUCAACAAGCGACCACCAAACAACACCGUCAAUGUUAGUGAUUUAAUCGCUAAACCCGGUUCACCUUCAGUGAUAUCAGCUCCAAUAGACCAUUCCUCAAUACCAAGUACCAUUACAGACACCAGUAAACCCUACAAGAACACUGGUUAUUCCUCUGGAGAAAUGACGAGACGUCCUCUGUCGAGCACCAUUGGCCGUGGAAAUGAAGGCAGUGGGAUGUCGUCACGUGAAACGGGCUUUCUGACGUCAUCUGAUGUACAAAAAGGCAGUGCYCAAGCCUCGCAUGUUCCUGUGAUCGACGGGAGUGUUUUUCACGGGAGAAAAAGUGAUACUGAAAGUGAAAACGAGUCUCAUCGAAGCAGUGAUGCGUCUUURAGUGCAGGGUAUCUGUCCUUGGGUACCUUAAACAAACCCGAUAGAACUUCAGAUGGCAAACAACUAAAAAAACACGUUGAUACAACUCAACAUGAUAAUCAAGAAAAUACAAAAAAUGAUUCUGCGGGUAGAAUAUCUCUAGAUACUGCAUGGGGCGGUACAACAGAUUAUGAAAAUAUUGAAAGACAGCAAAGCCUUGGCGGGGAAUCUAUKAAAUCGGAUCAUUCAUCUCCAGAACAGGUUCAACGGCCACCAAUUACUUUAGAUUCUGCAUGGAAGAACAACUCCAAAGUAAAGACCGAUGAURAUUUCGCUGCGAGUAAAGAGCGUGAUUUAUUGCGUGAGAAAAGUGAACUUGAAGAGCGUAAUAAAUUACGCGAGCACGAAGAACGUGAACGUCAAACCCGUGAACGUAAGGAACGCGAGAUACGUGAACUAGAACUCGAGAAAAUUCGUGAGCGUGAACAACKCGAAUGGGAAGAAGAACARCGUAAACGCGAAGAACUGAGGCGUCAACGCGAAGAAGAAGCGUGGGAACGUGAACAACGWGAACUUGCGGAAUUACAACGUAAGCAAGAAUYACAAGAACGUGAAAACGCAAAACAAGGAGUARWAGAAGAGAGCACUGMSAAGCGGGAAGUAGUACAGGAAGACAAAGCUGAAACAGAACAACAAGAAGRUGUUAAAAAAGAUCCCGACAUUGAUCCAGUGAUGUUGCAAUAUAUGCAAAUGAUUCAAUCGAAGAGAGAAGAAGAACAGAAGGCAAAGACUGCGCAAUCAACAAAGCAGGGAAAACCUGACAAAGAUGCUGAUGASACACCAUCCAACUCCAUUUUGUCUCAAGGCGCCGAGGAAGGAAGUUUGGAUGACUUUUCWGGCGACGAUGGGUUUGACUGGGGUUAGAGAAAUCUUCUAUUUGGUAUUGUUUGGUAUCUUCAUGAAUAUGUUCGUAUUUCGAAUCAUAAUGUCAAUAUAUUAUCUUCAUAUAUUAUCGCAUUUGUAUUGUAUAAAGCCUUCUCAAUAAUAAUAAUAAAGUCUUUAAAAUGUGAAUACUACUAAAUCUAAAUCAAACAGUUGUUAUUCAAUGUACUCAGGGUGGUUUCACCCGAAUGCAACAGUAGUACGACUAUUAAACUUAACAAAUUUA